This is a messenger RNA of Myodes glareolus (Bank vole), 1856 nucleotides long. The record is from RefSeq and is a predicted model, not a curated record. NCBI's taxonomy places the organism in Eukaryota, Metazoa, Chordata, Mammalia, Rodentia, Cricetidae.
AGGACAUGUUGAAUGUGCAGGUAUUGUUAUAAAAGCUCCAUGCUGGCUGAGCACAGCUGUGCCAGGCAGAAGGAUCUCCAUGGAUGCAGUUGUGGUCCUGGUGCUCAGCCUCUGCUGUCUGCUUCUCCUCUCGCUCUGGAGACAGAGCUCUGAGAGAGCAAAGCUUCCUCCUGGCCCCACUCCUCUCCCAGUUUUUGGCAACUUCUUCCAAAUAGAUGUGAAGAACAUCAGCCAGUGCUUGAGCAAUUUCUCAAAAGUCUAUGGCCCAGUCUUCACCCUGUACUUGGGCAUGAAGCCCACUGUGGUGUUGCAUGGGUAUGAAGCAGUGAAGGAGGCUCUGAUUGAUCAUGGGGAGGAGUUUGCUGGCAGAGGAAACUUCCCAAUGGCUGAAAGAGUUAAUAAAGGUCAUGGCAUUAUUUUUAGCAAUGGAAACAGAUGGAAAGAGACAAGGAGAUUCUCACUCAUGACUCUGCGGAAUUUGGGAAUGGGGAAAAGAAGCAUUGAGGACCGCGUUCAAGAGGAAGCACAGUGCCUUGUGGAGGAACUGAGAAAAACCAAUUGUUCACCCUGUGAUCCCACGUUCAUCUUGGGCUGUGCUCCCUGCAAUGUCAUCUGCUCCACUGUUUUCCAGAAUCGAUUUGAUUAUCAAGAUCAGGAUUUUCUUACAUUGAUGGGAAAAGUAAAUGAGAAUAUCAAGAUUCUGAGCUCUCCCUGGAUGCAGAUCUGCAAUAAUUUUCCUGCACUAAUUGACUAUUGUCCAGGAAGUCAUCGCACAAUACCAAAAAAUGUUAAUUAUAUCAGAAGUUACCUUUUGGAAAAAAUUAAAGAACACCAGGAAUCACUGGAUGUUACAAACCCUCGGGACUUUAUUGAUUAUUACCUGACUAAACUAAAGCAGACAAACCCCAAUCAAGAAUCAGAAUUUACACUUGAAAAUUUGGUAAUGACUGUGAGUGACCUGUUUGGUGCCGGGACAGAGACAACAAGCACAACACUGAGAUACGCUUUACUGCUCCUGCUGAAGCACCCUGAUGUCACAGCUAAAGUCCAGGAAGAGAUUGAUCGUGUGAUUGGCAGAAACCGCAGUCCCUGCAUGCAGGACAGGAGCCACAUGCCCUAUACAGAUGCCGUGAUUCAUGAGGUCCAGAGAUUCAUCAACCUCCUUCCGACCAGCCUGCCUCAUGCAGUGACCUGUGACAUUAAAUUCAGGAACUAUUUCAUCCCCAAGGGAACAAUGGUAACAGUAUCACUGUCAUCAGUGCUGAAUGACAGCAAAGAAUUCCCCAACCCAGAGAUAUUUGACCCUGGCCACUUUCUCGAUAAGAAUGGAAACUUUAAGAAAAGCGACUACUUCGUGCCAUUUUCAACAGGAAAACGGAUUUGUGCAGGAGAGGGCCUGGCACGAAUGGAGCUGUUUAUAUUCCUGACUACCAUUUUACAGAACUUUAAGUUGAAAUCUCUAGUUAGUGCUAAGGAUGUUGAUACGACCCCAGUGGCCAAUGGAUUUGUUACUCUGCCACCCCCUUACCAGCUCUGUUUUAUUCCUGUCUAAAGAAGAGCUGACUUUAUGGCCCAGGUUGUGUUGUUUUCUACAUUUUCACUCUAGACCAUCAUCCACCUCUUUCCCCAUCAGAGAAAGCAUGUCCUUCCCAUCUCUCAUGUAUUACCAUUUGUCAAGACCCAUAAAGCACCUUUUAACCAUUUUGCAAUUCCUGAAAUCACUGCACAAAUAAGUAUAUUGCUAUUUUCUAUUCGUUGCUACUGUGUUAUUACCCUUGUGCUAAUGUGUAUCUGGUCUUCAGUUAAAAAAGAACUUCACUGUAAAUUAACUAAUAUAAUAAAAGAAUUCAUAGUCA